AUAAUUAUUAAUAUAAUUUCGAUGGAAUUAUUCUUUCUUUUCCGUUUAAAAUGUGUAUCGGGCAAUCGGUUACUUCCGCAUUACUGCGUCGCGUCACUCCUGAAAAGAUGCUGCCAGUGUAUAGAUUUGAUAAAAAGACUAACCAUGAAUUGAAUUGAUUUAUUAAUAAAAGGAUUUAAAGAUUAAUUUAGUCGCAGGCGGCGAUGGAAAUUAUACAUCAUUUUGGUCGAAUAGAAGAGAGUACAGACGAGGGAACAAUCUGUGACGAUAACAUCGGGAUGGUUUUGGAGGAAGCUGAAAUAAUAGAUACUGAUGGUAAUAUAGAAAUUACAUCAGAAGAUGAUAAUGUUCAAUAUCAAUUUUGUCAGAUAAAUAGAAACGAAAGUGCUGUGGCUUAUCGUGUUGUACAAGUUAGUGAUAAUCAUUUGGACAAUAAUGAAUUAUCCAUAGCAACGCCUGUAAAUAAUACCGUACAAGUUUUGACUUCCCCAAUAAAUGGACAGUUUUAUUUGUUGAGUAGUGAUAAUGAAGUGCUUACCUCAGAUUCUGGAAGGAAUGUAAUACCUCGCGUUGCCAAAGUACAAAUAGAAACAUCUGAGAAUCUUGUUCCAGGUAUCAAAAAAAGAGACGAAAGAAGAAGAGUAACGCAUAACGAAGUAGAAAAACGUAGAAGAGACAAGAUCAACAAUUGGAUCUUCAAAUUGGGAAAGCUUUUACCAGAUAAUGAAAAUGGCAUUAGCGGAGGAGAUAUAAAAGCUACUUCUGAAUUACAAAGCAAGGGUGAUAUUCUAGCACGAGCAUGCGAAUAUAUAACGGAAUUACGAGAGAUUCGAGAGAAGUAUGCUCAAAAUUUAGAAGAGAAUACGCAGUUAUUAGAGGAAGCCAAAGCUCUCAGACAAGUUGCAACUCAAUUGAGAAAAGAUAAUUACCAAUUAAAAUCACAAUUGUCUAAUAAUACCAAUUAUAUCCUAGGCACUUAAUCAUUAACUCUAUCUUUAUGAUAUUCGAUAUUUUCUCUCUCUUUUUUUUUUCUUUUUUUUUUUUUUUAAAUUUUGACCAAUGUGUUCCAUAACUUUUUUUACACUACAUCUACAGGAUAUACGUAGCGCAAUAAAACGUGACUGUAGUAAUUACAAAAUGUUUAUUUACACGUAUUUAACUCAACAAUACUUGUAUAUGAUAAACGAUAAAUCGCAAUUAUAUAGUUAUAAAUUCAAACUGUACAGAUAUACUAUAAACAAUAACUAUAUAUAACGCGAAUGAUAGAUUAAAAGUUGAAAAUUUAUUAUUAAAAUCAUUAAAUCAGAUGUACAAAUAUACAAAACAUUACGCCAUAAUCAAUAAGUAACUUCGUUCAAAUGUUACAUAUAACUAACUUGAAAGUUACUUUUUUUAUUCUAAAAUGCGUUGAAAUUGUUAACUGGUAGGUCUACAGUAUUUACAAUUGUAAAAUACAUCUAUUUAUGUACAUUCAACAGAGCAACAUGUUCAGUAUUAUUUUCUUAAUUCAUUGCCAUGAUAUAUCUAAGUAUGUUGAUAAUAACAAAAUGAGCUUUAUAUCUUUUUCUCCUUAAAUAUGCACAUACAGUUAUCAUUAUCAAAUUUAGGGGAAAAUAUAUAUAUAUGUAUAUGUAUAUGUAUAUGUAUAUGUAUGUAUAUGUAAUUUCUAGUAUUAUUAUUGCUUCAAAGCACAUUAUUUUACUUUUUGUAUGUAGCUGUUCAGAAGUAGUCGGAUUAACAUCUUGUACUUUAUUGGCUCUAAGCAAUAAUGGCAAGAGAGACUUCCAAUAAUAGUACAAGAGAAGGAAUGAUAUUUAUAG
This is a messenger RNA of Vespa mandarinia (Asian giant hornet), 1820 nucleotides long. Its product is annotated as upstream stimulatory factor 1. Gene Ontology annotation, molecular function: protein dimerization activity; RNA polymerase II cis-regulatory region sequence-specific DNA binding; DNA-binding transcription factor activity, RNA polymerase II-specific. The record is from RefSeq and is a predicted model, not a curated record. Gene Ontology annotation, biological process: regulation of transcription by RNA polymerase II. Lineage: Eukaryota; Metazoa; Arthropoda; Insecta; Hymenoptera; Vespidae.